Triplophysa rosa is the source of this 2037-nucleotide messenger RNA. RefSeq names its product apolipoprotein O-like (gene apool). The record is from RefSeq and is a predicted model, not a curated record. The transcript has 9 exons. The coding region runs from base 19 to 1248 and encodes 409 amino acids. Gene Ontology annotation, biological process: cristae formation. Lineage: Eukaryota; Metazoa; Chordata; Actinopteri; Cypriniformes; Nemacheilidae. Gene Ontology annotation, cellular component: MICOS complex.
GAAGGGGGCGGGACCGGCAUGGCGGCCAAGAUUUUGAAGUAUGCAGCACUUCCUGCUGCUGUAGUGGGCGUGGGCUCCUUUAGAAUUUAUUCUGUUGGUGAUAGAAAAAGCGAGGGGCUAAUUUCUCCAAAAGAGCUGUCUAUCUACUCAGAUCAUCAUGCUGUUCAGUUUGUGGAAGAACGUUCUGGUCUGGUGCAAACGGGGCUGGGGGCUUUAAGGGUGGGCCUGCAGCCGUAUGUCAGAGCAGUGCAGAAUGGCCUCGCUUCAGUCAAGAUUGGAGUCAUAUCUGCUUACCAGGCAGGGGAAGACACAUAUCACUUCCUUCGAGAUCCACCACCUGGUUUUCUGCCUAGAGUUGGCAUCAUAACUGUGUCCGGAUUGGGUGGCCUCAUUCUGGCCCGCAAGGGUUCUCGUUUGAAGAAGAUUCUCUUUCCUUUUGGUCUGGCUACACUCGGUACUGCAGUGUGUUACCCCAUACAAACUGUUGGAGUCCUGAAGAUCACUGGUAAGAAGUUGUACAAUGUUAGCUCAUCUGUUGCCUCAAUGUUUCAAUCUAAACCAAAGGAAGAGAUCAUCAUGCCUGCUGGUAGCAUGGAGUCUGCUGCUCCUGUAACAAUCCCAGAUCCAGUUUCACUCACACCUGAGUCUGAACUGGCCCCUGUCAUUCCAGCUGAGGAAGUGACAUCACUGCCAGAAGUUGUCCCAGCAGUGGAGUUUGUAUCUGAAAUUGCUGCAUCACCUACUGAACCUGAAACUGCCCCUGAGCUUGUGGAGAAAGCUAUAGAAACCGUACCUGAACCACCUGUUCCAGAGCCUGUGGUCGAAACUGUUUCAGAGAUAACGCCUGCAGACAAUCUUGUAGACACUGCUUCUGAAUCUGCUCACGAGCCAACAUCCACUGAAACUGAUCUUACUUUAGAUGUUUCACAAGCCACCCCUUCUAGCACAGAACUUGAGGCCCCUGCACCAGGUCCCGCCACACUCUCAGAAGAAAUUAUACCCAGUGAGCAAGCAUCCGCCGCCCCACCACCGGCCGACCAAGCAACUACGGAAGAGGUUCCACCUCCAGUUCAUGAGGCCACACCCCCUUCUCCAGCAGUUGAAGCACCUCCCUCAUCUGAAUCUCCGGUACAACAGGUCAAUGUUGAGCCAACAGCUGUGAAGUCACGCUUUGUUCCUGACCCAUCUCUAGUCGACCACGGCCAGGCCAAUCCCGAGGACGCAGACAUGUACAGUACACGAAGCUGAACGAGUGACACCGGUUAACUGCAGCACAGAGAAAGAUGGAGGAUAUAUUCUGUGAUGUUUUAAUGUGCCAUGAUUCCAGCACUGUUUGAUAGUUUUGUGAUUCAGAUAUUCAUGUUUUAUCAAUGAUCCAGGUCGUGUUUGUCUUGAUGUCUGACUCUUACCUCAGCUGCAGAGAUCACACACGUGCACAGCCACAUUUGUGUAGAAACCUACAUUGUAGUUAAACCUCUUUCUAAGAAAGACACUACAGAAAGAUAUUAUCUCAGUUAGUUCCCAGGGUUCAUUUAAUAUAAAUUUAUUGUGUCAUCUUAAGGUUUACUAUUCUGACCUUUACUUCCGGAUAUAACAGAAAAUUGCUUUGUACUCAUUUUUACUGUGAAAAUUACAUUGAAAACUGGACCACAAAUAAAAAGUAUUGGUUGAGCAAUAACAUUUGAAAUAUACAUGUAUUUUCUACAAUACAUUUUACUGGUGUAAUGUGUCAAGCCUCAUCUAGGAGAUGUUUUAAUCAGGCUUUGUUUAUUUGAUCAUUGAACAUGUUUUCUAUCCAUUAUGAAAUGUUCAUACUCUCCAGAGUUCAGACACAUUUAUCAAAUAUGGAAUGCUUAGACUAUCCAGCAGUUUUGGAUGCUUUUCAGAUCGCAGUAUUUCAGAGGGCACUAACUGGGAACAGUGCAUCUGUUUAAUUAUUUAAAUGUUUCAGUUGUUCUCUCUUCAUGUCUUUAUGGCCUACCACUGCUUUGUGAAAUAGAGAAAUGCCAGGUGAUGAUAAUAAAGAUUUCUAACACG